Aspergillus chevalieri is the source of this 1029-nucleotide messenger RNA. RefSeq names its product flavodoxin family protein. NCBI's taxonomy places the organism in Eukaryota, Fungi, Ascomycota, Eurotiomycetes, Eurotiales, Aspergillaceae. The transcript has a single exon. The record is from RefSeq and is a predicted model, not a curated record. Gene Ontology annotation, molecular function: oxidoreductase activity. Bases 1 to 1029 code for a protein of 342 amino acids.
AUGCACAUUCUGGGUCUGGCAAAUGGAUCACUUCAGGGAAACUCGGAGAUUCUCCUCAAAGCUGCCCUGAACGCUGCUCAAAAGGAGGAUCCAUCUCCAACUGUUUCAUGGAUUCAUGUGCCUUCAGUUUCAAUACCAAGGAACCCCAAGCCAUUGGAGGGACAAUUGGAUAUCAGUCUUGGUACCGUUGACAGCAUGAAGGCCGGGAAUGAUCACGAUUCGGUGCCAGACGAUAGAGAGGCUGUAUUGACUGCCAUCCUCGACGCAGAUGCAAUCAUUAUCUCUACUCCGACCUAUUCCCAUCAACCCCCGGGCGUGAUCAAGGCCCUAUUCGAUCGAAUUGGCGGCCCAUAUGUCGAUGCGUCUUUUGCGGAGCUCGUCCGUCAAGGACAGGCUGCCGAAGAUCCCAACUUUGCAAAUAUGAAGUUCGAUCCCAGGUUGCAGAAACCAAGAGUCGCCGGCUUCAUGGCUAUUGGCGGUUCCAGAACUCCCGAUCAGUUUACUAUGGCUCUACCCAGUCUCCAUGUCCUCGUUUACCCAAUACACGCUAAAGUCGUGGACCAAUUUAUUGGACAAGGAGUGGCUGCUCGCGGAUCUGUUCUCCUGCAGCCCGAACUCAUGGAAAGGGCAAGGCAGCUGGGACGACAUAUUGUCAGUCAAAUGGGCAAGCAUUUUGACGACGCGCAGUACCUCGGGCCCAGGGACGAGUCCAGCUGUCCAAACUGUCACUUGAGCAAAAUCGAGCUUCUGGGAAAAGACAAAUCCAUUGGCUGCAUUACUUGUGGUGCUCGGGGAAAGCUGGUCAUUCUCCCAAAUCAAGAGAUCCGUUUCGAUUGGGAAGAUAACUCGAUCUGGAGCUGCAUCACCAUGGAAGGGAAGUUGAAGCAUUCCAAAGAGAUUGGGGCAUGGGGAAUGGAAGAGCAACAGAAGCUCAAAUCGAUCGAGAAGGAGAAGCAGUCAUGGCUCGAUCUGCACGCUCCAAAGGUUCCUCUCCCUAGUGAAUCUAUUUGGUCAAAGCUAGACUCAUAG